AAAAUUGUUUGAUCCAGUUUUGAGUUUUCUCAAUUUCUUCUUGUAGACUCGUAUCGAUAUGGCGAAUUAUGAAACGAUACUUGAUCAUCUGAAGAAGGAGAUCCCAGUGGAUGAAGACGAAUCUCUUGUUUUGAAUCGAGACUCGAGCGUUGGUCUAGUCAUCGUUGACGUUGUUAAUGGCUUCUGCACAGUUGGCUCCGGCAAUAUGGCUCCAACGGAGCAUAAUGAACAGAUAUCGAAUAUGGUAGAGGAAAGUGCAAAGCUUGCUAGAGAGUUUUGUAAUCGGAAAUGGCCGGUUUUUGCGUUUAUUGAUUCUCAUCAUCCAGAUAUUCCUGAGGUUCCGUAUCCUCCUCAUUGUAUUAUAGGAACUGAAGAAUCUAAACUUGUUCCUGCUCUGCAGUGGCUUGAAAGUGAGAAUUGUGCCACUCUUAGGCGAAAGGAUUGUGUUAAUGGGUUUGUGGGUUCUAUGGAGAAAGAUGGUUCUAAUGUUUUUGUUGAUUGGGUUAAGAAGACACAGAUCAAAGUCAUUCUGGUUGUAGGUAUCUGUACAGACAUAUGUGUGUUUGAUUUUGUGGCUGCUGCACUCUCUGCUCGAAACCACGGUUUUCUUCCUCCGGUAAAAGAUGUGGUAGUGUAUUCGCGUGGCUGUGCUACUUUUGACCUUCCUCUGCAUGUUGCAAAAGACAUCAAAGGGGCUCAGGCUCAUCCUCAGGAAUUGAUGCACCAUGUAGGUCUAUACAUGGCUAAAGGAAGAGGAGCUAAGGUAGUCUCCGAAAUUUCAUUUGAGACCUAAAAGUACUAUCUCGUAUAUAAAUCAUAACAUUUCUUACUCUCCAAUAUUUCAGUAAAUUGUUGAGUAUACCUCUUUUUUUCUUGCCAAAUUGUCUUGAAGCUUGAUGUCUGAUACAGAUCAACUUGUGUAACUAUUUCAGAAUAAAAAAUAAUAUGAUAUCUUAUCUGUCUAAAUAAAA
Molecule: messenger RNA, 971 nt
Organism: Capsella rubella
Lineage: Eukaryota; Viridiplantae; Streptophyta; Magnoliopsida; Brassicales; Brassicaceae
Product: nicotinamidase 1
Exons: 5
Coding region: 59-793 (244 amino acids)
Biological process (GO): pyridine nucleotide salvage
Molecular function (GO): nicotinamidase activity
Source: RefSeq, a predicted model, not a curated record